AUGAAGCCCUCCAGCCUCUUUGCCUGCGCCGCCCUCUUCGCCCAGGCGGCCAUGGCCGAUCUAGACCUACGGCUCAUCACCUUCAACAUCCGCUACGCAGCCUCCUCGCUCAUGACUAACGAAAAGCCCUGGUCGACACGGCGGCCCUUGCUAAAGAACCAACUGGCCGGGUCCAUCACCGGCGCCGCCAGCGGAGCGCUGACCGUCAUCGGCAUGCAAGAGGUCCUGCACCAGCAGCUCCUCGACAUCAAGAGCGACCUCGGCUCGCGAUGGGCGCACAUCGGCGUCGCCCGAGACGACGGCAAGCAGAGCGGAGAGUACUGCCCUAUACUCUACGACAACACCGCCGUGAAGCUCAUCUACUCCGAAACCAAGUGGCUCUCUCCCACCCCGGACACGCCUUCGUUUGGGUGGAACGGCGGGAGCCGCCGCGUCAUCACGAUUGGCGUUUUCGAGAGCAUCGCCUCGGGCGAGCGGUUUAUUGCUGCUAAUACCCACCUGGACAACGCCAGCUCCCAGGCGCGGUCCGAAGGUAUCAAGGUUGCGCUGAGCGUGAUUAAGAGGAUUCAGGGGACCUACGGCCCGCUGGGCGUUUCCUUGACGGGCGACUUCAACUCGGCGCCCGGCGGGGAUGCGUACACUGUUGUCCAGAAUGAUGGGUAUCUUCGCGAGCUGUACGCGCUCGCCGAUGCGUCCAAGCGAUUUGGUCCCGUCCAUACGUACACCACUUUUACGAGCACUACUGGGAGCCGCAUCGACUUCAUCUGGGUGGGCCCGGCCGCUGAUAACCGCUGGGAUGUUCAGAGGUAUGAGGUGUUGGAUAAUGUCAAAGAUGGCGUGUACAUAAGUGAUCAUAGGGCUGUUGUCGGCGAUCUCAAACUACGCACUUAG
This is a messenger RNA of Parascedosporium putredinis, 891 nucleotides long. The record is from the annotation of a GenBank genome assembly. NCBI's taxonomy places the organism in Eukaryota, Fungi, Ascomycota, Sordariomycetes, Microascales, Microascaceae.